Molecule: messenger RNA, 609 nt
Organism: Panicum hallii
Lineage: Eukaryota; Viridiplantae; Streptophyta; Magnoliopsida; Poales; Poaceae
Exons: 1
Coding region: 1-609 (202 amino acids)
Molecular function (GO): RNA-DNA hybrid ribonuclease activity; nucleic acid binding
Source: RefSeq, a predicted model, not a curated record
AUGGGGGCUGACGUAGUGCUGAUCUUAGCCGACGGGAACAGGCUCCGCUACGUGAUCUGCCUGGACUUCCUAGCCUCGAACAACAUCGCCGAAUAUGAGGGCCUUGUCAAUGGCCUUUGCAUUGCCAUUGAGCUCGAAGCCACCCAACUCUACGCCUAUGGUGACUCCAAGCUGAUGGUAGACCAGGUCAUGAAGGAGUCCAACUGUGAAAGCUCCCACAUGGACGCAUACUGCCAGGAGGUGCGUAAGUUGGAGGACAAUUUCCAAGGAAUCGAGCUACAUCAUGUCCCUCGGAGGGACAACAACGACGCCGAUGCGCUCGCCAAGAUGGCGUCCCAGCGGGAUCCCACUCCUAACGGGGUCUUCAUCAAUCACCUCCACGCAUUCUUGAUCCGCAUCAAGCCAGAUCCACCUCAGGGGCCGACCGAUCCGGUACCCGGGGGCCCCACUCUGGUGCCUCCUGACCAAGGGCUCAGGGGUCCCAAUUGCCUCGCAAUGGAGGCCGCAACCUUAGCGACCACUACACCGUCAACCGACUCUGGCUGGAGGAUGCCCCUGCUAGCCUACCUCCUUGACGAGAUCCUCCCGACCGACCGAACUAAGGCAUGA